AACCAGUAAAUAGGUCUGUGUGUCAGCGGCGCUCUGGAUGGAUUUCCGGGUGCAUCGUAGCUAGCAUCAUCUGCUCCUCGGUCUGUCUCUGUCCGCUGAAAACACGUCCACCACAGGCCAGGACACCCACCCAGCCCCGCAUUUCAGCACCGGCUCCAUGUAUAAUUGAUGUCUACCAGCUGAAAGCCAAAGCGGGCGCAGCAGGGCGGCCAGCGGAACGAGUCAUGGCGGCGUCGCUUCUCUCCGAGACCGACAUCAGGCACCGGUCUAUGGCGGAGGAGGAUCCGAACGGUAACGAGCACGGGGCGGCUGCACGCAGCGCGGCACCUCGAUGGGGUCCUCAGCACGCCGGGGCCCGACAGCUAGCGACGCUGUACUCGCCUGGUAAGCGGCUCCAGGAGUGGAUAUGUGUAGUUCUGUGCCUCUUUCUUUUCAUCAUCAACUUUUCCUUCCUCGUCCUCCAUUUCUGCACUGUUCACAUCUUCAAGAUCAUCCUGGGCAUUGUCCUAGGAAUAGUGACAGCGGACUUUGCAUCAGGGAUCGUCCAUUGGGGAGCAGACACUUGGGGGUCUGUGGAUAUUCCUAUAAUUGGCAAGGCAUUCAUCCGGCCAUUCAGGGAGCACCACAUCGACCCAACUGCCAUCACUCGCCAUGACUUUAUUGAAAUAAAUGGCGACAACUGUAUGAUCCCCAUCCUCCCACUGGCCUACAUGGCCUACAAGUUCCUCACGUACUCACCAGAGGCCUUGGCUACAUCUUAUCCGUGGGACUGCUACGUCUUUGCUCUGGCGGUCUUCGUAACGCUGACCAAUCAGAUCCACAAGUGGAGCCACUCGUACUUCGGGCUCCCUCGCUGGGUCCGACUGCUCCAGGACUGCCACCUGGUCCUGCCACGAAAGCACCAUCGCAUCCACCACGUAUCCCCACACGAGACCUACUACUGCAUCACUACAGGCUGGUGUAACUACCCUCUGGACCAGCUGGGCUUCUGGAGGUGGAUGGAGCGUGCAAUCGAGCAGUUGACGGGACUGAAGCCUCGAUCAGACGACAUGGCCUGGGCAAAGAAAACCCACUGACAACAAACCUAACACAUUCUUCUCAUUUCUUUAUGCUUCUGGCUUUUUGCAAAAAAAAUCCGAGAUGGUUGCAGUGACUUGGGUUGUGUUUUUCAGUGGCCAAUGGGCAGGUUGGUUUAGGCGUGUUUAAACAGUAUGUGCUUGAUAUGUUAGGGUGUGUUGCUCUUGGAGGUUGGGCUCUCCAGGAUUAACGCCAUGUUGCCUGUCAUUGGUACAUUGUUCAGUCACAGGGUCACGCUUGUCCACUGUAAUUUCUGAUUUGUUUGUUUAAAAACAUUCUCACAUAAUUGCCCAUGCUAAGAAUUUAUUAAGAACUUAAGAACUAUUUAUAGUGUAAGAUAGGAAAAUGGCAUAUUUGGUGUGUGAGAAAUAUUGCUGUUAAGAUGUUUAAAGUUAUAGAUGUGUUGAUAAUUAAUAAAAGUAAUGUAUAAUGCUAUGUUUAAAGCAGCCUCCACAUUAUCAGAUUUUGCUUAUUUGAUACAAUUCUGCUCCCCCCAAAUUAAAAAGUUGUCUCCUUUAGGGCCAGACUGAGUACAUUGGAGUGCAUUAUCUCCCAAUAUUAUCUACUGUUAUGGAUAUUCAGUCUUAUUUAUUUACGUGGACUGGGGAUUGGACCAAAGGUGAUGUUUUAAUUGGAGUUCUUGUAUUUUAUGAACUAAAACACACUCUACCACUUUUUACCAAACAGGUCACACUUCUUCUUCAUAAGCAGCAUUAUGAACAUUUAAAACAUUUACAAAUACUUGCAGACCAAAUGAAAAGUUAUUCAAAAAUACAAACGUGUCGUUGGUGUAACAUGCAAGGUUAUGUUUUUUAAAGGCAGUCUUUAUGAGAAGUAUUUCUUGUGGAGAAUUUUAAGUCCAUUGUGCGAUAGAAUAGAACACACAAGAAGACAAGAAGACAAGUGGUUGGUAAAUAAGCAUUUAGUUUUUUUGCACUUUUUGAGGAGACAGCCAUUGAGUGGUUUCUAUGCCAUGUGCUUAUAGGCAGACAAAUCAAUGGCUCAAGUUUUUGCUCGUUUGUUGACUUUAGACUGAGUUUGCCAGUUUAGCAUCACUUGACUUUUUCACCACCUCACAGACAGUUAACGGCAUUUGUUCAGGACUAAUAAAAUGUAAUUAUGAAGAGGAUUGAAAUGGGGGCUCAUUGCUGUACAACAUUGUACGCUAUCACACCGAGAAGACAGUGAAAACAGUUGUGUACGACGCUAAUUAGUGCCACUGAACGCCACACUGUGCAGGAACUGUAAAAAUGUGUCACAAUUCUGUAAACCCAAUUGUUUUCUCAGUUUGAAGCGACACAAAGGUAAAACGCAUUGAUCACACUCCAGUGACUGGUGUUCACUGCUGAUGAGGCUGUGUUAGGAAGGAGAGCAGUUUGAUUUGUUUUCAUCUUUAGAUGAAAGUCACAAAGGUCAAUUACAAUAGCACUUUAUUUUGACAACAUACCCUCUGUUACACCUGUCCUACUUCUAAGCUUAAAACCAACAAAAAGUUUGGGCAGUGUGCAAAUGUGAAUAAAAAUCAAUGCAACGGUUUGUGUUUUAAAACCUAAUUUUACUCACAUUUCCACAUAAUGAAAAAAUAAUAUUUAAAGAGACACCUUUUGGAUAUAUUGACAGUGCAAAUUCAAUAGGCCUCGCUGCUCUUACUUUUCACCUGUCAAGUUAGACUGUCAGAAACAUCAUUUGCGUUUAGCUAAUUUUGCUUUUAUUUACACUUGACACAAUGCCCUUCCCUUUUGUUAAGGUUGUACAAUAACAGCCUGUUAUACCCGCGUAGCUCUUGAAACUCAUUGAAAUCAUGUCUUCUGCUCUGCUCUGCCACUUGGUUUUGUUGUUUCUGGCUUUAUAAUUUUCUAUUUUUAUGGACAAACCAAGCCUUGUAUAGAGUUACAAUUCUAAUGUUCCAUUCAGCAGCUGUUCGCUCGCUGCUUGUCUGCCUUAAUGUUUUUAUCUGCUCUUUGAUUUAAAUAAAGGUUUAUUAACUCAAA
Messenger RNA from Periophthalmus magnuspinnatus, 3068 nucleotides. RefSeq lists its product as uncharacterized. NCBI's taxonomy places the organism in Eukaryota, Metazoa, Chordata, Actinopteri, Gobiiformes, Gobiidae. The transcript has 6 exons. The record is from RefSeq and is a predicted model, not a curated record. Bases 225 to 1076 code for a protein of 283 amino acids.